AUGAAAGAUCAAUUCUACGAUGCCCUUGAACGUGAGUUGCUGACGACCGAUAACUCGCUGGUUGGUGGUGAUUUCAACGGACACAUUGGCGAGGACAACUCAAGUUGCGAAAGUGUACAUGGUGGUUUUGGUUAUGGAAGCCAGAACAGUGACGGCGUCCGACUACUAGACUGUGCCAUGUCUGCACGACUGUUUUUUGCCAUCACUGCGCUCAAGAAACUACACACUCAGUUUGUGACAUUUAUGUCGGGCCGUAUUGCAACCCAGAUAGAUUAUAUUUUUUACAGAAAAGGCUCAAUCUCAUCUUUAAAGAAUGCAAAGACUAUUCCAGUUGGCAUCCAGCAUAAACUUGUUGUAGCUCACUUUACCAUGAAGAAAGUCCACAAACAAAGAAAAGUCAAGCGACAACCAAGGAUAAAGACUUGGAAACUACGUGAUCCAGAGACAAAGAAACUUUUCACUACUGAGUUUGCUGCGACACCUGAGACUACUACAUGGGAGGAGCUUAAGAACAACCUGUUCGAGGUAGCACAAAAUGUUUACGGUGUUUCUCGAGGACAUGCAGCUUCACGUGAAACUUGGUGGUGGAACCAAGAAGUAGAAGAAGCUGUGAGAAUGAAGAAACAACUGUUCAAACAGUGGCGCAGAAACAAAAACGAUGCAAAUCGGACAGAGUAUGCGAAUGUUAAACGUGCUGCAAAGCAUACGAUUUGUGAUGCUAUCAACAGUCAAGUAGAGCAAGCUAUUGCAGAAGCUGACUCUAUGAAGAUCUUCAAUAUAGCAAAGCAAAGGGUCAAGCAAAGACAAGACGUUGUCCGGCACGAAUUGCUUGAAGGAUGCAGAAGAGAAACUUCAAACUAA
This is a messenger RNA of Symsagittifera roscoffensis, 861 nucleotides long. RefSeq lists its product as uncharacterized. Bases 1 to 861 code for a protein of 286 amino acids. Gene Ontology annotation, cellular component: nucleus. Lineage: Eukaryota; Metazoa; Xenacoelomorpha; Acoela; Convolutidae. Gene Ontology annotation, biological process: chromatin remodeling. The record is from RefSeq and is a predicted model, not a curated record. The transcript has a single exon.